ACACCAGAGAAAGAGGAAAAAGUCUCCUUUGUGUGUAUACAGAACUAUUCUCUCUCUCUCUCUCUCUCUAUUUUUCUUCUUCUCUUUCUCCUUCUCUUCAUCUUUUUUCUCUAUUCCUCUUCCUUCUCCUUCUCUCCAUCUUUUCCCUUUCUCUCUCUCCUCUUCUCUCUUUCUUCUGUCGAUUUGAGAGAAAAAAUUGAUUUAUCGAUUUCAGAUCUAUUCCCCUUCUCUACAAACAGGAAAGAAAUUUUAUUUUUUAAAAAUUCAAAAAAUAAAAAAAAUCCAUUUCGAUCCAAGUGUCUUUUUGAGCUACCAAGUAUUUUUUUUAAUUAAAUAAUAUCACUCAUUUAUUUUUUUAUACAUUUUUUUUAAUAACAAACUAAUAAAUUAAAAAAAAAAAAUAUUACUUCCCAAAAUAUUUUAUCCAAAAAAUUCAUAUCGCAAACAGGGCCUUGGUCGAAAAACAUGACUCUCACAAAAUCAAACACCCGUCAUGUACUUUCUAAAAUAGAAGUGCCUCACACUUCACUAUCUACUUUCUAUGUCGCUAUACACAGAGAGAGUCAUGGUUCUUCGAUUCCAAUCCCAAUCCAUUGUCGUCGAUGAGAUUGAAACCAUUUUCGGCACAGAGAGCACUGCCAUUUCACCGGAGGCCAUCUCCGGCCACCAUACGCCGUCGUUCCCUCUCCGGUAAAUCCCUCUUCGUCAUGCUGCCGGACUUCUCCUCUGCCGCCUUCCUCCGCCGCUCUCUCAUCGUCCUUAGUUUCUUCGCCGCCGCCUCUCUCUCGUGUUUCGUCCUCUACAAAGCCGCCGACUCCGCCGGAUUACGACUCCCUGAAUCGUUCGAUCCAUCGUUUCGCCUUCGCUACGUUUCCCCCUCCGUCGCUGACGAUUCUACAGCAAUGAGUUCAACAACGGUUAGUGACAAGUACAAGCUUGAAAGAGUGCUGAAGAAUGCUGCCAUGAAAGAUGGAACAGUCAUUUUAACAACUUUAAAUGAAGCUUGGGCGGCUCCAAAUUCAAUCAUUGAUCUAUUUCUUGAGAGCUUUAGAAUAGGAUAUGGCACCCGUAAACUUCUGAAUUAUUUGGUGAUUAUUGCCUUGGAUGAGAAAGCAUUUUCUCGUUGUUUGGUUGUACACAACCAUUGCUUUUCCCUUUUCACUGAAGGGGUUAACUUCUCUCAGGAGGCAUAUUUUAUGACCCCUGACUACUUGAAGAUGAUGUGGAGAAGAAUUGAUUUCCUACGGUCUGUACUUGAGAUGGGAUACAACUUCGUUUUCACGGAUGCUGAUAUCAUGUGGUUCAGGGACCCAUUUCCACGGUUUUAUUUGGAUGCAGAUUUUCAAAUUGCAUGUGAUCAGUUCUUAGGCAGCUCUUAUGAUUUGGAGAACAGACCAAAUGGAGGAUUUAGCUUUGUCAGGUCCAAUAACCGGUCAAUAGAGUUUUACAAGUUCUGGCACUCCUCACGAGAAGCAUAUCCAGGAUACCAUGACCAGGACGUCCUUAAUAUUAUCAAAUAUGAUGCUUUCCUCAUAGAUAUUGAAUUGAAAAUGAGAUUCUUGAAUACUGCUAACUUUGGUGGAUUUUGUGAACCAAGCAAAGAUUUGAAUCAAGUUUGUACAAUGCAUGCAAAUUGUUGUGUUGGUAUGGGCAACAAGGUUCAUGAUCUUAAAGUCAUGCUUGAGGAUUGGAAACAAUAUAUGUCUUUGCCACCAAGCUUGAAGAGAUCAUCAAUAUCAUCCUGGAGGGUUCCUCAAAACUGCAGUGUUGAAUCCAUCCAUCACUCUGAAUCGCCUCAAAAGAGUGUUGAACAAGCAGGGGAAGAUUGAGCAGCUGUAACCAAAUUGGAGGCACAUAUUCUGUACAAGAUAAGUUUGUGGUUUGAGUGCAUCUGAAUGAUUUUGUUACUUGUUAAUUAGUGUUGGAUGUUGAAUGCUGAUUUGAUAGACCUGCAAUUUCUUAUAUAAUACCUCCCAGUCCCAGCAAGUUUAUAAUUUGUUGGAAAUCUUAAAAGUCCUUUCAGUGUGAAGAAUUUGCAGAUAACCAUGUUUUGCUUUAUAUUUAUUACUUACACACCUCAUAACCACCAUCAAGCUCUGUCAAACCACGCGUAGAUGCAAUGAAAUGUAAUGUAACAACAGCCAGUGGACACAGAAAAUAAAUUGUGACGACUCUUUCUUUCA
Camellia sinensis is the source of this 2183-nucleotide messenger RNA. RefSeq lists its product as uncharacterized. NCBI's taxonomy places the organism in Eukaryota, Viridiplantae, Streptophyta, Magnoliopsida, Ericales, Theaceae. The record is from RefSeq and is a predicted model, not a curated record.